Messenger RNA from Penicillium diatomitis, 630 nucleotides. RefSeq names its product aminoacyl-tRNA hydrolase PTH2. Gene Ontology annotation, molecular function: peptidyl-tRNA hydrolase activity. The transcript is spliced from 2 exons. The record is from RefSeq and is a predicted model, not a curated record. Bases 1 to 630 code for a protein of 209 amino acids. Lineage: Eukaryota; Fungi; Ascomycota; Eurotiomycetes; Eurotiales; Aspergillaceae. Gene Ontology annotation, cellular component: mitochondrion; cytosol.
AUGGCAGCUCCUUUGGACCGCACAACCCCCACGACGACAGCCUACGUGGUUGCCACCGCCAUUGUCGCCGGCGUUACAGGAUACUUCCUCGGCCAGGGCGCCUCGCUCGGCCUGUUCAGAGAAAAACAGGGCUGGCCUAACGGGUACGACGUCAAGGUCCACAAGGAUUCCUCGGACGAGGAGCUUGAGGGUCAGGACUCUGAAGAGGAGGAGGGCGACGACGACGAGGACGAAGGGACCGGAGAGGAAUUGGCCUCGUUCAAGGACAAUGAGGAGGAAGUGAAACUGGUGCUGGUUGUACGGACAGAUCUCGGGAUGACGAAGGGUAAAAUCGCCGCGCAAGCUUCACACGCGACCCUCGCAUGCUACAAAUAUUUCAUUACCCACAAGCCGGACUCGCCGAUCUUGCGCCGCUGGGAACAAGGCGGACAGGCCAAGAUUGCUCUCCAGAUCAAGUCAGAGGAUGAUCUGCUGCUCCUGCAGGCUCAGGCCAUGAGUCUUGGACUUUGCGCGCGCGUUAUUCAGGACGCGGGCCGGACACAAAUUGCUAGUGGCAGCCGUACUGUCCUCGGUGUCUUGGGCCCUAAGAGUGUGGUUGAUGGAGUAACGGGUCAUUUGAAACUGUUGUAG